AUGCACGACCAGCGCAAGGUGAAGCAGGAGAUCGAUGCCAAGACACGCGAGCGGCACCUAGUGGAAGUGCAGGAGUUUACCACUCUCUACGACUCCCUUCUGGAGCAACGGAAACAAAGCGUGUACACCGAGAAGGUGCUCCAUCAACUGACAAACCUUCUCCGCAAGAACCCCGAGGCGUACACUAUGUACAACUACCGCCGCUGCGCACUACUGCACAUCUGGAGCGAGGCGCGGCAACAGGCAGAAGCAGCAGCAGCAACGACCACCACAACGACGACAGACAACUCCACAGAAACUACAGUAAAGGAGCAACACCCUGUCCGGACAGAGCUUGACUGGCUCAAGGACGAGCUGAUUCUGAGUUCCUCCAUACUUCUUAGCGAUUAUAAGGUGUACGCAGCGUUUGUGCACCGGCGGUGGAUCUUCACACAGCUGCGCCGUCUCGCCGAAGAAGCUCUCACCGCUUCGUCCACAACCAUCACCACCACUGUCAGCAGCAGCAACAAACCCAACGGCGUGGGGCGAGGGGCGUGCCCAGAAGUGGUGCGCUUCUGGGAAUCUGCACUUCUGAAGGAGAAGCGGCAGUGUGAUGCGUUGCUCAUGAGGGACGAACGUAAUUUUCACGCGUGGAAUUACCGCCGGUGGGCUCUGCGCGAACUUGCGCAAAUGAAGCAACUUUUAGCCCAGUUCGGUGUGGAGCUGGAGGCAACACCGUCGAGGAGCAAUUCGGUGGGAAAGGAAGAAACGCCAUCUGCCGAGUGGCAGCAGCAACAACGACCGGGCGACUUAGACUCAAAGCCUAUGCUGUCGUCGUCGCUAUUCACCUCUGAGGAGUUGCGGGAGUUGCGCUUCACCACUAUGAUGGUGCGGCGCAAUUUCUCCAACUACAGUGCGUGGCACCAGCGUGGACUGGUGCUCAAGACGGCACUUAAGCGCUUGGAAGAGCGCCCCGCCGAUGAUGCCGUGCGUGUCGCCGCGCUGGAAGAGGCAUGGACGCGAUUAGAGGAGGAUCUGGUGCUCGUCAUCACCGCGGUUUACUGCGACCCGGCGGAUCAGUCGGCGUGGUACUACGCGCAAUUUCUUACAAGGGCGGCGGGGACGGUGCAAUGCAUGUCACCAGCGCCCUCAACCUCACGCGUCGACGUCACCGGGCGGCUGGUCGAAGCGUGCAUUGAGCUCGUUGCGGAAGAGAAACGUCUGGGCGGGGAAGCCGAGGCAUAUUGGCCGCGCCUCUACUUAUUCACUACGCUACUCUCUUUAUUCGGCAAAACUAACGCUAAAAACACAAGCAGCAGUGGCAUCAACUGUGAUGGCGGGUCAGCAGCAGCACUGAUUCGCGAGGUGUGCGAGGCGCUGGGCACCAGCGACCUGGCCGCUAGUGGCGAUCAUUACGACGCUGGUAAUGAUAAAGUCCGGUUGCUGCAGGAAUUGGCGGCGCAAUUCUCGCGAGCAGACCCUCUGCGGGCGGGAAUGCAUCAGUGCCUUCUUGCUGCUGCCGUCCCCCCGCAAUGA
Molecule: messenger RNA, 1515 nt
Organism: Trypanosoma grayi
Lineage: Eukaryota; Euglenozoa; Kinetoplastea; Trypanosomatida; Trypanosomatidae
Product: geranylgeranyl transferase type-2 subunit alpha
Exons: 1
Coding region: 1-1515 (504 amino acids)
Biological process (GO): protein geranylgeranylation
Cellular component (GO): Rab-protein geranylgeranyltransferase complex; cytoplasm
Molecular function (GO): Rab geranylgeranyltransferase activity
Source: RefSeq, a predicted model, not a curated record